GCCUCAGUCCCCCUGCCGCCCCUCCUCACUCGCCAGCAUGACGCUCCCUCCAUACUUUCACAUUCUUUCCCUCCUCUCUCUCUAACUUUACUCCACCAAACUUCUCUAAACUCACAUCCACGUUCUCAGUGACGGAGGUGAAGAAGAAGAAGAAGAAGAAGAGGAGGAGGAAGAAAUGAGGACGGGGAGAAGAGUUAGCAGAGAGCGCCGCUUCUGACAGCUCUGAGCUCCUUUGGUGAUGCCCCAGACUCCCCAGACUCCCCAGACUCCCCAGACUCCCCCGCUGAUGAGACGAUGAGAACCUACACACGUGGGGCACCCACCGUCUUCUUCAUAAGUCUCCUGUGGCUCCUACUCGUCCCGGCGGAGGUGGAGGCAGUGGCGGCGACGGAAGGGGACCCCAGCGGGGAAAUCCCCUUCAUGGGAGGCAACUAUGACGGACACCCCAUGCUGUACUUCAGUCGUGGGGACGUGGAGGAGCUGCAGUACGCGGCCACGGGGACACACCGGGAUAUGGCGAGGAGGAUCCGCGAGGCCGGGGAAACCAUGCUGGAGCACCCAGAGGAGUACCUGCCCCCCUGGAGUCCUGCAGACUUCAGCGCCCGCUGGAACGAGGUGUAUGGAAACAACCUGGGUGUGCUGUCCAUGUUCUGUCUGCUUUACCCACACAGGGCCGGAGCCCUCGACCUGGCCAAGGACUACAUGGAGAGGAUGGCGGCUCAGCCUAGUUGGCUGGUCAAAGACGCUCCCUGGGAUGAGGUUCCGUUGGCGCACUCUCUGGUCGGCUUUGCCACCGCCUACGACUUCCUGUACGAGUACUUGAACAAGGGUCAGCAGGAGCGCUUCCUGCAGGUGAUCGGCAACGCUUCGCGCCUCAUGUACGAGAAGUCGUACGUGCGGGGUUGGGGGUUCCAGUACCUGCACAACCACCAGCCCACCAACUGUGUGGCUCUGCUCACAGGAAGCCUGGUGUACAUGACACAAGGUUACCUUCAGGAGGCCUACCUGUGGACUAAGCAGGUGUUGUCAAUCAUGGAGAAGUCCAUGGUCCUCCUGCAGGAUGUGACGGACGGCUCCCUGUAUGAGGGCGUGGCCUACGGGACUUACACCACCCGCUCUCUGUUCCAGUACAUGUUCCUGGUGCAGCGCCACUUUGCCAUCAGCCACUUCGAUCACCCCUGGCUCCUCAAACACUUUGCCUUCCUCUACAGGACAAUCCUGCCUGGAUUCCAGCGGACCGUAGCCAUUGCAGAUUCCAACUACAACUGGUUCUACGGGCCAGAGAGCCAGCUGGUUUUCUUGGACCGCUACGUGUUGCGUAAUGGCAGUGGAAACUGGCUGGCAGAUGUGAUUCAUCAGAACAGGGUGAUGGAAGGGCCAGGGCAGGCUGGGAAAGGCCAACGCUGGUGUACUCUCCACACAGAAUUCAUCUGGUAUGACCCGAGCCUGAUCGCCAAGGCCCCAUCUGAUUAUGGAACAUCCCGACUCCACCACUUUGAGGACUGGGGUGUGGUCACGUACGGCAGUGCUUUACCCGCAGACACCAAUCACACCUUUGUCUCCUUCAAGUCAGGGAAGCUGGGAGGACGUGCCAUCUUUGACAUCGUCCACAGGAGCAAGUACAAAGAGUGGAUCAAAGGGUGGAGGAACUUCAACGCUGGCCACGAGCACCCAGAUCAGAACUCUUUCACUUUUGUGCCUAAUGGCUUCCCAUUCAUCACAGAGGCACUCUAUGGACCCAAGUAUACUUUGUUGAACAAUGCAGUCUUAUUUGGCUCGGCAGUCUCAGGGAGUUGCUUUAAGCCGUGGGCCGGACAGGUGACGGAGGCAUGUGACUCCAAGUGGUUGAAGUACAAGGUGGGGCUGGCAGCCGAUGCCCAAGGCAGAGUAGAGGCCGCCAUGGAAAGACAGGGAAUGGUCUUUAUCCGAGGCGAGGCGCAUUCUGCUUACAAUCCAGAGCUGAAGAUCAGGAACUUUCAGAGGAACCUGCUCCUUCUUCACCCACAGCUCCUGCUUCUGGUGGAUCACAUCCACCUGGAGCCUGACAGCCCAACCAGGGCCAUGAGCGCCUUCUUUCACAACACAGAGGUGCCAUUCCAGAGCACAAAGAUAGAUGGCGUUCACGGAGCAUUUGUGUCACAUGGUGAAGACAAGUAUAAGAUGUUCUGGAUGGAUGACACCGGCUUCAGUAACAAAGGAGUUACAGGUUACUGGAAUUACCCGCGAGGGUACCCAUAUAACGGCUCUAACUAUGUGAACAUCACAAUGCCGUUGAGAUAUCCUCAUACAAGGGUGGCCUACAUUUUUUAUGGACCAGGGGUGGACGUUCAGAGCUUCAGCCUGCGUGGUGACAAUCAGAGAGUGGAUAUUUACCUUGCUACCAAAGAUCACACUUACACCAUCUACCUGCUGACAGGCGAGGUCACGAGUAAGCCUCUGUUUGCCAUGGUACUGCUGGACCACAAGAAGAUUGUAUUUGAGAAGGAGGCCGCUGCUGUGGACAGCUCACCAGAGGAAGUGGAGGAGUACGUCAACGUCAUGGAGGACAACCUCCAGCAUGUCAAGCCUGUCUUCCAGCAGAUGGAGAGACACAUCCUGGGAAGGGUCCUCAACACUGCCAGCUUCCGAAAGACUGCCGAGCGCUUGCUCCAGUUCUCUGACAAAAGGAAGACCGAGGAGGUCAUUGAGAAGAUGUUCGCUAUGUCCAAGAAGCAGGGCAAGGGUAAAGGGGGGAAGAAAGUCAGCAUCGGGGACAAACUUUCUGAGAGUCUGCCUGACAUUUUUGCACAGAUUGAAAUCAAUGAGAAGAAGGAGAGACAGAAGACAUCGAAGCGUAUUUAUGAGGACAGUCCAGACGAGGGCGACGCAGAGUCACGGGCCUUCAUAGAUUACACAGACAGUCGCAAGAACAGAAAAGGCGUCUUUGUCAAAGGCCGUAAAUUCAAAGAGGUCCACAUGGUGGCCACGGCAGGGAGCGAGAGUCUCCUCAGCACAGCCUCCUACAUCAGACUCUUCCUCCUGCUCAACACUGCUACCUUCUUCUUACUGCUGGCUGUGUUACUGACGCGCUUUCAGAAAGGUCGGAGCUUGCACACACAGAGGUGUUUCUACACCAUCCUUCUGAUUGACUGCUUCAUCUUACUGUACCUCUACUCUUCCUGCUCUCACACACAGUGCUAACAUCAUGAGCGGGGGAGGAAUCGUCCAGACUGCUGCGGUUUUCUUACCAUUGCAUAAGCUCAGCAUUUUAGUCUGGACAAGCAGAAAUGGAGACAUGUGAAUACAAUGAUGUUAACAAAUAGUGCUGUUGUGUCCUCAUUACUGGCCUGACUAACAUCAGACUGUAUCUGAAUCUCAUUUGAGAUUGAGUAUGAGUCUGAAACAGGAGGAAACACCUUCCACGUCGUCAUCUGUCCAGACUCUGUAUGCAACUGGAUGGACCUACAGCCAAUCAGACCAAUGAUCCGGAUGCAGAGCGGCAGAAAGCGCGUCAACGUGCUUGUUGUAGUUUCCUCGAAGCAAUGGCUGUCUUGUGAUGGCGUCUAACGACUUCUGCCCAGGGGAGCUCCGUGGAGCAAGUCGCUUUCGAGAGACAGCUGCUCUUCGUUGGCUGCCAUGUUGGACGUGUACAAAAGCUGCUAGACAGCAAUUCUCUGUCAUAGUCGUGUUAAGCCUGCCUCUAGGAUGUCAGGGGGAAAGAAGCGAUUCUGUAGUUGGCCAAAACGGCGUCCUUGCCAGACAUGUCUGCAGAGCAAAAUCAAAUCCCUGCCAGACUCGGCGGGACUCACCCAGGCUACCUCAUGGCACCAAAUCAAAAUUUUAUUGCCUUAACCGUGUACUGUACAUGUUGCUUGAAUGAUUGCCUGCACACCUGAAUAUGAAAAGAGCCGCUUUUCCAAUAUUCCGAUUUCAGAAAGGUGCUACGCCCUGGAGUAUCAUUUCCUAUAUCAUUUAGAUGCUUCAACUCCAUUGUGGAGACAAGUCUGCAUUUCUCCGGUCUCGUCCUGCUCACAGCUCCCCCGCAUUGCAACUUGACCUCGCUUAAAAAAUGUCCUCAUCAUUAUCCUCUUCCUGAGAAAUAUCACUGAACUUCCUCUCCAGAGAGUAGACGUCAUCCAGCAAGAAAGGUCUUUGGUUUGAAUCCUCAAAACUCCAGACUGACCUUCAAUCUGGAGUUUGUCCCCUUUUAUGACGUUUCCUAGUUGAAGAUGAGUAAAAUGUUUAGGACAAAGUAACAAUUUUUACGCUGUGUCAAAGCUGGAAUUCCGAUUCAUUGCUAUUGGCUACUCCAAAGGCCAGUCAAAGUGGAGCUUCCCUUGCAGCUCAUUUCCACUGAAAAGUCUCUGCUCUUACUGCUCCUUCUCUUUGAAUGGGACAAUGCAACUAAUCAGAUCAUGUGAUGCAGAUAUUCCAACACAAGCGCUGGCCAAUCGACUCAAAAAUCUAAAUACUACACCAUCCAAACCCAGUUUUAGCUAUCUGUGCAUGGUCACCUGAGAGAGGUUUAAGCUGGAUUGUGAUUGUUUUGGUGUUAAAACAACUUUUAACAACUUUUUUUUUAGCAUUAUUAUGGAUGUAGUCACAGAUUGAAUGUCCACACUCUGAGCAGCUGAGUGCUUGGGCAACAAACUCAAGAAUUUUCAAGAAAACAAAAACAACAACAAAUUUGUAAUAUCAGAAAAUAUUUGAAAUCAUAUUAUUAUCUUUUUAUGGUCGAUCAGUGACUCAAAGUAUUUUUCAGCACUUGUCAGAUCUACAUAAUAGAUAGAAUAGAUAAAGACGCUGAUUCCCAAUAGGAAGUGAAGAUGAAACCAUGUCACCUCUGAUGUAAUAAGCUUCUGUGGAGCUUUAGAACCGAUCUGUGUGUGAAGUUUGUUCUUCUCGAGGUAAGCCACUAUGACACAGUCGCCUCCGCUGUACUUCACAGUUGUCCUGUCUACUACAGUUCACAGAAAUACAAUGAAAUGUAUAUAAAGUAUAUAUAUGUGAAAGCAAGAUAUAUUUUUAUGGUUUCUUUUUUUUCUUUUUUUUUUACAAUUUGUAAAUAAAAAAAUUGCCACAUGCAGAGGUGUGUUUACUGUAAUAUGGAGCAGAGAAAACAAAGAGCUGCAGCACUUUACCCCCACAUUGCCCCUGGUGUCUGUGAUGGCAGUGUGAUAUAAAAGUGCACUGUAUGAGUUUGAGACACAGCUAAACUAGUGUAAAGCAGCUUUGAGUGGUCAUUGUGACCAGAAAUGUGCUAAAUAAAUACAGACCAUUUCAGAGACAUGCAUACUUCACAGACUAUCAAAUUGCCGCGCUGCAAAUCUGUAUGAGAAUCCAAAAAAAACCCAAAAACAAAACGAUGGGUCUGUUUUUAUUCCCUUUCUAAGACAACACCUCUGUUUUCUCUCUGCUUUACACCCUGGUCCUGGACAGCAUCACUUUGUGUUGUUCAUUUUUAUAAUAGUCAUCAGCUCCUCACUCACAAGUCAGACUCCUAGAUUUAAAAAAAGCCCUCCAUUCCUCUCCCCAAGAAGAAAGAAAAGUAAAAACAGAGCUCUUUGGGUUGUUUUGCUAUGAUUGAGCAGAUAAUCGUCUCCAGAUGUGUCUCCUUCAUAAUGAAAAGUGACUUCUGUUGUCUGUCCUGGUGGAGGAGGAGGAGGAGGAAGAGGAUAAGAGACUGAUUUACCGAUCUGUAAAUGAAACCUUACUGAUGAAACACAUUCAGGCUUUGUUAAUGUUUGAAAUCUGUGCUAAUAUGACACGAAGCCCAGAAAAUCAAAGGCCAGACGCUUUAUUUUUCUGUUCAGAUUUUAUAAACAGGUUGAACAAUGAAAUACUGCCAUCUGCUGGUCAUAUAACGGAUCCGCUUGUAUUGUAGAACACUGAUCUAUGGUUA
Solea senegalensis (Senegalese sole) is the source of this 5881-nucleotide messenger RNA. RefSeq names its product dermatan-sulfate epimerase-like. Lineage: Eukaryota; Metazoa; Chordata; Actinopteri; Pleuronectiformes; Soleidae. The transcript is spliced from 6 exons. Bases 295 to 3180 code for a protein of 961 amino acids. The record is from RefSeq and is a predicted model, not a curated record. Gene Ontology annotation, molecular function: chondroitin-glucuronate 5-epimerase activity.